This is a messenger RNA of Saprolegnia parasitica CBS 223.65, 1128 nucleotides long. RefSeq lists its product as hypothetical. Gene Ontology annotation, cellular component: cytoplasm. Lineage: Eukaryota; Oomycota; Saprolegniomycetes; Saprolegniales; Saprolegniaceae. The transcript has a single exon. Gene Ontology annotation, biological process: protein dephosphorylation. Bases 1 to 1128 code for a protein of 375 amino acids. Gene Ontology annotation, molecular function: protein tyrosine/serine/threonine phosphatase activity. The record is from RefSeq and is a predicted model, not a curated record.
AUGCCCGCGACCCCGCGGCUCGUGACGAGCCAAUGGCUCUUCAACCGGCUCCAGACGCUCGGCGGCCUCACGCUCAUCGACAGCCGCAGCGCACAGUGCUACGAGCACGCGCACGUGUGGUCCUUCCUGAGCUUGCCGCCGCCGCCGCACGCCGGCCGUGGCCUCUUUCUGGAAGACGAUGGGUCCGACGGCUGGUCCGCCGUCGACAUGUCGACGCUUGCGCCGGCGACCGACGCUGGCCGGCAGCGCUGGGCCAAGCGCAAGCUCACCGACGUCAUUAUCUACGACGCCUUUGGCGUGUACACGCCUCGGUCGUGGGCAAUGACGCUGGCCAACUGGCUUCUUCAGGAGCGUCUCGUGACCUCGGUCAAGCUGCUGCAGGGCGGCAUGCAGAGCUUCCAGCGUCUCUACCCCUUCAUGAUGGCGUCGCGGAAGGACAAUGGCAGCGAGUCGCCGACGCCCGUGCGCUCGACCGUGCUCUUCUCCCCGUCGUCGCCGUCGCCGACCGCCAAGACAAAGACACACGCGCUCACGUUUCCGCACGAAAUCGUCCAGGGGUCCAUCUACCUCGGCAACAUCUGGCAGGCGACGCAUCCCGAAGUACUCCGCAAGAUGGGCAUCACGCACGUCGUCUCGAUCGCGACGGCGCCGCUGGAUGAGAAGUUCCAGCUCAAGGGCAUCAAGUACCACCAGGUGCCCAUGCGUAGCGUCAUGGCGGCCCCGGAUGCAACGGUCGCAUUCGUACGCGACGCGACCGAGAAGGGCGGCAAGGUGCUCGUGCACUGUCUGCACGGCAUCUCUGCGUCGGCGGCCGUCGUCGUCUACUACGUCAUGCAGACGCACUCGAAACUGUCGCUCGUCACUGCCUACAACCACGUGCACCGGUGCCGCAACCUCAUUUACCCCAACAUCGCGUACAUGCGCUGGCUCGUCGAGGCCGAAGUGGCGCGGUACGGAGCCUCGAGCGUCGAGAGUCUCUCGGAGAUUGACGACCUCCAAAACGGCUUGUUACCAGACACGCCGAUCGACUCGACGCGCAAGCUCAGCGUCCAACUGUCCAUGCUGUUUCGCCGCCGCUGCACCGAGAAGCACGUCGCGUCGCACAUGCAGCGCAUCUUUGGCGAGUGA